CAAAAAUUGUUAAAUACUCCUUGCCUCUUUUCUUCUCAUCUAUCUUCAGCUUCUGCUUUCAUAUUACUUUCCUUAGUGAGAUUCAACAUGAUGGAGCCAUGGGGCAGACUAGAAGGCAAGGUGGUGAUGGUGACGGGUGCAUCGUCUGGAUUCGGGAGAGAACUCUGUUUCGACUUGGCAAAUGCAGGUUGUAAAGUCAUUGCAGCUGCUCGGAGAAUGGACAGGCUUAAGUCCCUGUGUGAAGAAAUUAACAAUUGUGGGGAUGCUAGUGAUCAGCAAUACCGUGCUGCUGCAGCUGUUGAGCUUGAUGUGGCAGGGGAUAGCGAGGCAAUCAAGUUGGCUGUAGAGAAAGCAUGGAACUGUUUUGGACACAUUGAUGCUUUGGUAAAUGUUUUUUUUGUACAAGGUGGAACAAAAUCUUCACUUUAUUUAAGUGAAGAAGAAUGGAACAAUGUGGUGAGGACGAACAUGACAGGAUCAUGGUUGGUGUCCAAGUACGUUGGAUUACGCAUGGUUGAAGCUGGUCAGGAGGGAUGUAUCAUUAACAUUUCCUCUGUUGCUGGUCUGAACAGAACCUUUGCUCGCAGCACUCUUGCUUACAGCUCCUCUAAAUCAGGACUAAAUUCCGUGACUCAGGUUAUGGCACUAGAACUAGGGAAGCAUAAGAUCAGAGUAAAUUCGAUAUCCCCUGAUAUUUUCGAAUCUGAAAUAACGGAGAGUUUGAUGAAAAUGAAAUGGCUUAAAAAUGUGACAGCAAGAACAGUUCCAUUGAAAAGUUUCCUUGCAUCUGAUCCGGCACUGACAUCACUAGUUCGCUACUUGAUUCAUGAUUCUUCAAAGUACGUUACAGGCAACGUUUUCGUAGUUGAUGCUGGAGCUACUCUCCCUGCUCUUUCAAUAUUUUCUUCCCUCUAAAGUAUCAUCACCGUGUUAUGCAUAAAUGUCUGCCUUACAUGUUAUAGACUACAAAAGGUUCAGACUGAAAAUUUACAUUCUACAAAAUGGUUGGCUGGUUGCUCUGGCGACUACUCGUUGAACCUUAAGCUUCUGU
Molecule: messenger RNA, 1051 nt
Organism: Daucus carota subsp. sativus
Lineage: Eukaryota; Viridiplantae; Streptophyta; Magnoliopsida; Apiales; Apiaceae
Exons: 4
Coding region: 88-915 (275 amino acids)
Molecular function (GO): oxidoreductase activity
Source: RefSeq, a predicted model, not a curated record